Molecule: messenger RNA, 3127 nt
Organism: Xenopus laevis (African clawed frog)
Lineage: Eukaryota; Metazoa; Chordata; Amphibia; Anura; Pipidae
Gene: usp5.S
Product: ubiquitin specific peptidase 5 S homeolog
Exons: 20
Coding region: 57-2624 (855 amino acids)
Biological process (GO): ubiquitin-dependent protein catabolic process; protein deubiquitination
Molecular function (GO): zinc ion binding; cysteine-type deubiquitinase activity
Source: RefSeq, a predicted model, not a curated record
AGAGAUUGUCACAGGAAGCGGAAGCGGCAUCUCGCAGCGGUUCAGGAAGCGCAGUCAUGGCUGAUGUGAAAGAUGCUCUAGUUUCUGUGCUGCCGACCAUUCGGGUACCUCGUGCUGGGGACCGAGUGCACAAGGAUGAAUGUGCCUAUUCCUUCCAUACUCCGGAAACAGACAGCGGAUUAUAUAUUUGCAUGAAUACAUUUCUGGGAUUUGGGAGACCCUAUGUUGAGCAGCAAUACAACAAGACUGGGCAGAGGGCCUUUCUGCAUGUCAAGAGAACUCCUAAAAUGAAAUCCGAUGAAUCCAAUUCUGGCACAGGUGACCCUCCACGCAAGAAGCCGACUCGCUUAGCCAUUGGAAUGGAGGGUGGCUUUGACAUGAGCGAGGAACAGUGUGAGUAUGAGGAAGUGCUGAAGCUGGUCAUUCUGCCCGAGUUUCUGGAGAUUCCACGGGAUGGACUGUUGGGGCUCCCGGAUAUGGUCAGGGAUCGGGUGACGUCUGCUAUUGAUGCCAUACUGUCUGCUGACUCUGCCUCCCGGAAACAGGACAUUCAGGCCUGGGAUGGGGAAGUGAGGCAGGUCUCCAAACAUGCACGCAAUCUGCAGCAGCUUGAGGGAGUUCCUCGUAUUCCACCAUGCGGAUGGAAGUGCAGUGUAUGUGACCUGCGGGAGAAUCUGUGGCUCAAUAUGACAGACGGCGCCAUCUUUUGUGGAAGACGUUACUUUGACGGCAGUGGCGGAAAUAACCAUGCGUUACAGCACUACCAAGAAACAGGCUUCCCUUUAGCAGUGAAACUAGGCACCAUUACACCCGAUGGAGGCGAUGUAUAUUCCUAUGAUGAGGAUGAUAUGGUUCUGGACCCUAACCUGGCAGAGCAUCUCUCACACUUUGGCAUUGAUAUGAUGAAGAUGCAGAAGACGGAUAAGACCAUGACAGAACUGGAAAUCGACAUGAACCAACGAAUUGGGGAGUGGGAGGUGAUUCAGGAAUCUGGUGUACAGUUGCAGCCCCUCUAUGGUUCGGGGUACACUGGCAUCCAGAACCUUGGAAACAGCUGCUACCUCAAUUCAACCAUGCAAGUCCUCUUCAGCAUCCCUGCCUUCCAACGCAAAUAUGUUGACCGUAUGGAGCAUAUUUUCCGGAAAUCUCCUGCUGAUCCAACACAAGACUUCAACACCCAAGUGGCCAAGCUUGGAAAUGGUCUGUUAUCUGGGGAAUACUCAAAGCCAGCUCUAGAGAAAGACAAUGACACAGCUCCAGAACAUAAGGGCCUUCAGGAUGGGAUCGCUCCAAGAAUGUUUAAGGCACUUGUUGGGAAGGGACACCCUGAGUUUUCCACCAACAGGCAACAAGAUGCUCAGGAAUUCUUCCUGCACUUUAUAAAUAUGAUUGAGAGAAACUGCCGCAGCUCAUCCAACCCUAAUGAAGUUUUCCGUUUUCUGGUGGAGGAGAAGAUUAAGUGUCUGGUGUCUCAGAAAGUGAAGUAUACACAGAGGGUUGAGUACAUGCUGCAACUUCCUGCGCCCAUGGAGGCUGCACUCAAUAAGGAGGAGCUGUCUGCAUAUGAGCAAUGCCGACUCCAGGCUGAACGUGAGCAUCGCCCCCCUCCAGAAAUAGUCCGGGCACGUAUUCCUUUCACAUCUUGUUUAGAGGCAUUUGCUGCCCCCGAGCAGCUCGAUGAGUUCUGGAGCGCCGCUCUUCAGGCCAAAUCCAAUGCACUCAAGACUUCCCGCUUUGCCUCAUUUCCCGAUUACUUGGUCAUUCAAAUCAAGAAGUUCACUUUUGGCCUUGACUGGGUACCCAAGAAACUGGAUGUCUCUAUUGAAGUCCCAGAUGAAUUGGAUCUUUCUGAAUUUCGGGGUGGGGGGCUUCAAGGGGGGGAAGAGGAGCUCCCAGAUGUUGCCCCCCCAUUGGUCACACCCGAUGAGCCCAAAGGUAGCCUUGGUUUCUAUGGCCUCGACGAUGACGACUCGUACUGCUCCCCUCACUUCUCCUCUCCGACAUCUCCAGUGCUGGAUGAGUCGGUGGUUACACAGUUGGUAGAGAUGGGAUUCCCAGCAGAGGCGUGCCGUAAAGCUGUCUAUUACACAGGCAACAGCGGGGCAGAGGCUGCUAUGACGUGGGUGAUGUCACACAUGGAUGACCCAGAUUUUGCCUUGCCUCUGUCUGGGGCUAGUGCACCCUCAUCAGUUAGUACCGGAGGGGAUCCACCCUCUGAGGAACAUGUUGCAACAAUAAUAUCCAUGGGCUUCUCCCAGGACCAAGCAGUGAAAGCUCUCCGUGCCACUAACAACAACUUGGAACGUGCUGUCGACUGGAUCUUCUCUCACAUCGAUGACUUGGAUGCUGAGGCUGCCAUGGAUUUCUCUGAGGGUCGCUCUGCUGCAGAGUCUGUCUCUGAAAGUGUCCCUGCUGCGGGACCUCGUGUGAGGGAUGGAGCUGGCAGAUAUGAGCUUUUUGCCUUCAUCAGUCACAUGGGCACGUCCACCAUGUGCGGUCACUACGUGUGUCAUAUAAAGAAGGAAGGAAGAUGGGUGAUCUACAACGAUCAGAAAGUCUGUGCUUCAGAGAAGCCUCCCAAAGACCUGGGAUACAUUUACUUCUACCAACGUAUACAGAGUUAAUUCCCAGCUGCCCCGUCCCUGGUCGGCCCUCGCUGUGACGGCAAAUAGGAUUGGAGCCUCAUUUUGCAGUGUCUAGGCCCGUGUGGACUUUAUUCAUGGUUCAUCUGAGCAACGUUUAUUUGCCAUUUUUUUCCCUCUCUGAUGGGGGCUGUAGGGCUCCCCUUCUCCCCCUAUAAGUGCAUUGCUUGACCUGUUGCAGGGGACCUAACCUUGAAGUUCUUUGCAGACCAUGUUUCCAUGCUGCGGUUGGGACCAGGCUCUGUAACCAGGACUGGGGUCUCAUUUAUGUGGCGGCUGUUGCGUGAUCUGUAAUUAAAUUGGGCUUGGAGUCCUGGCUUAUUAAGGGGGAUUGAAGGCUCAGGAUGUGUGCUUAAGGUGGUUUGUGUCUAUAUUUAAUCCCAGAGUUCACCCGUGUGAAUAAAGAAGUUCUUUCCAAUCCUUCAAACAUGCCCUUUUAUAAACACACUGCUCUCUGCUAUUAAAGGUGAAAAAAGAACAUUAAA